This is a messenger RNA of Prorocentrum cordatum, 327 nucleotides long. The record is from the annotation of a GenBank genome assembly. NCBI's taxonomy places the organism in Eukaryota, Dinophyceae, Prorocentrales, Prorocentraceae.
AUGGUCUGUAUUGCUUCCUCACUAUAUUGUUGGUUGUUUUCUCGUGUGCUGGCAGUCUUGCGCAUCUCUGUACAGCUUCGCUGUUUGAUGCACCUCUGCUUUAAUCUUUGCAGCUUCGCUGUUUUCCUGUACAGCUUCGCUGUUGAGGUUCUCUGUGUCCUGGCCUGCUUUCCAGGGAGCUCGAAUCGGCCAACGCAGACUACGCAGACCAGGUUGACGGUUCACCGCCGGCGCCAGUACCUCGUAGAGCUCUUCGGCAUCGAUGAGCUAGAGGAAUUCUGGCGCGGGGCGGAGGUAGUACCUCGUAGAGCUUUUCGACAUCGAUGA